GGCAACUCUUAAAGAGCAAGAAGUGUUGGGUCUCAACCUGCCUAGAAGCAGUAUCUGCAGAUCUGUAAAUUCUUCUCCCUAAUUACAGCUUUGGCUGCAAUUAUUCACCAGUGGUGAGCAAAAGCCACUCUGCACAUAUGCAGAGACACCUUUUCUUUGUUCUAGGUCUGAGCAUGGGUACUGAAAAUAUGUUCUGAGACUAAACCCUGGUGAUCCUUGGCUCAAAUUAAGCAGAAGCUGAUCAGCACAAUGCUCUAGCUCCAGAAUGCCAAGCAGAGGAAUCAACCAGAGAAGAGUCUUUUUCAACAAAAUAGGACCCCUCCAGCGUCAGUUACGUCAGGGGGAAUACGGGUUGUUCAGGUUUUCCCCUAUGUUUGAAAGUAAUUUUGUCCAGAUCAGCAAGCAAGGGGGUCCAAUUGAGAUCCAUAACCAGGAGCAAAUUGUGACAGUUGGCAUCACCUCUACAAGCCCUGCUCAUCUGAUCCCCAAUGUACUGCUCCUGGCACGGCCCAUUGUUCUAUCAGAAGAGCACCUUCCAUUCUUCAAAGCCAUGCGCCGCUAUCAAAAGCCAGUGAGAUAUGAGUUAACCAGGUUAUUCCCUUUGCGCUUUGUCAAGAUCACAGUCCACAAUGCAGAGAGGCAGCAGCUGCGGUUUAAACUGGCAAGUGGCCGCACCUUCUACCUCCAGCUGUGCGCUGAGUCAGAUAGGCGGGAUGAUCUUUUUGAUGCCUGGGUCAGGAUUAUCCAGUUGCUGCGCCCUGCCUCAGAUGUAAAUGUUGAUGAGCCAAAGGAGAAGCCCAGAGCCCCGACGAGCCAUGUGACAUCUUUACCCCUACAAACAAAUAUUCCGUCCCCUCGGCACAUUUCUCCUCAGCACAUGAACGCAACGUGGAACAUUCACGCAGCCACCAAAAGCGUCAGUGCCCUGGAAAAUAAAACCAAGAAAAAACAGAACCUGGCCCCCGAAAAGAAAGCCAAGAAAAAACAGAGCCCAGCCCCCGAAAAGAAAGCCAAGAAAAAGCAAAGUCCAGUUCCGUCUCCAGAGAGCACAGUCAAAAUGCGAAACCUAGGGCCACCUUCCAGUUCAGUGGAGGUUGUUCUAGGUGAUAGUCUCCCAGCCAUAGAAAACUUGAAAACCUCAAAAAGAUUAGAGACGGUGCCGGAGGUUAGCUCCACCCAGGAAGGCCAGGCUGAAGAGAAGGUGGAGCAUGAGAGCAACCCCCUUGCUAAGAGAAAACCAAAAAAGAGUGAUGUCAGUCGAAGCCGGUCUGGACAGCAAGGCACUUCCCGGAAGCCAAGCAAGAUUAUCUCCCUCAUCAGGGCCUGCUCCUGGGGCAAAUCUAGAAAGGGGAACCGAAGUGGCAAGGCCCGAAACAAAGGGAAAAAACAUUGAGCAGAGUAAAGCAAAGAGUUUGGAGGCACACUGAUAUAAUAAAG
Hemicordylus capensis (graceful crag lizard) is the source of this 1437-nucleotide messenger RNA. RefSeq names its product Golgi-associated RAB2 interactor protein 1A-like. The record is from RefSeq and is a predicted model, not a curated record. The transcript has 7 exons. Bases 266 to 1393 code for a protein of 375 amino acids. Gene Ontology annotation, cellular component: nucleus. NCBI's taxonomy places the organism in Eukaryota, Metazoa, Chordata, Lepidosauria, Squamata, Cordylidae.